Molecule: messenger RNA, 1768 nt
Organism: Paramecium octaurelia
Lineage: Eukaryota; Ciliophora; Oligohymenophorea; Peniculida; Parameciidae
Source: the annotation of a GenBank genome assembly
UAUACAUACAUAUGUUUAAUAGUUCACCUUUAAGUUAAAAAGCUUAGUACAGUAUCGCACAAUCUAAGAUAACCCAAGAUGUGAGUUCUAAAGGUUAGCAACUCUCAGCUUUUCCCAAUUAAUCGCAAUAAACCUUGUCAUAAUAAUAGGUACAGUAGUUUUUUUACUAGGUAAAAUAGACUUAAACUUUGUAAGUUUAAAGUACAGCUUCUUUACAAGGGAUAGUUGCUAAGUAGUCAUUCCAAUCAAUCAGAUCAGUGAGAAUUAAUCAAGUGUCGAUUAAAUCAGCCGAUCAUUAAGUACUAAUCCAUUCGAUAUUUUUAGGUGGAAUCCCAAGCCUAUGUGGGCAAUAUUAUUGCACCUCCACCACAAGAGUCUUAGCAGCAAUCCCCUUAGAUUAGAGUGGAGGGUUCAAAGUCAUUAAGAAAUUACGUCACCUCUUCUCCUCAAGCCCCUUUAUCAUAUAAAUCUAAUAAUAGUUUUCCUCUUUCAAAACCUUCCUUCGUUGAGUACUACCCUCCAGUAUAUGUGCCUCACGUAGAGCCUAUAUAUACCCAAACAAUAAUCACUAAUCCGAUUCAAGUGGUUGACUUAAUCAAGUUUGAAGAAAUUUGGAGUAGAAGAAUAAAAGUACUCGAACAAAUGUUAGAGUAAAAAAGUUAAGUGAAUGUUGAAACUUAAAACUAUGAGUUAAGAGCAUCAUAUAGCGAUGAUAGACAGACCAUUACCGACCUAUAAACUGAACUCUUUAGUGUGAAAACUUAAUUAGAAGAUAGAGAGGCAGUAAUUACUUUACUGAAACAACAAUUAUAAAAUGCAACAGAAUAAGCUGAGUUUGCAAACAGUAUAUUUAGAAAUAUAAAUUUAGAGUAACACAGGAGUACUUCCAAUAUUUUGACCUAAGAAAUGCAGAUUAAAAUUACAACUCUACAAUAAACCAUUGAUAAAUUAUAAUUAAAUUUGACAUCAGUUUAAGAAAUGGUAGAGAAAUAUAAAUAAGAAAACUAUUCAUUACAAUGUGAACUCAAAAAGCAACUUGCAACAUUGAAUGAAAAAGAGGAAAUCAUAAUUAAAUUAAGAUAAUAAUUAAAAUUGACUCUUGAUUAGUAUAAUUUAGAUGCAUGUAAUUAUUUAAUUUAUUUUAGAAUCGAACAAGAAUGUUUCUUAAUAAAAAAUAUCUGAGUUAUAAAUUGAGGUGACUUCCCUUGAGCAAACCAUAGCAAAUUUACAAUCAAAUUUGAAUUCAAAAGAUAAUUAGCUUGAGAGAUUGAGAAUUGAAAUCAACCAACUUUAAAUUGAAAAAUAACAAAUCCAUGACUUAUGCAUUCAGAAGGAUGGUACAAUAUCUAAUUUGUAAACUGAAUUAAAUGAACUCUAUUAAUAAGUAGAUUAAAUGAGUGAAGAAAUCACAACAACUUAGUCUAUCAAAACCUUUGAAGAAGAAGCUAAAAUGUGGAAAUAAAAGUUUAAGGAAUUAAAUGAUACUUAUCAUGCUUGCUAAGAAAAAUUAAUGGUUAGAGAUGCAGAAUAUGAAUCAUUAAUUAAAUAACAAAGUCAAUAAAAAAUAGUUACUUUAAGCACAGUGAUAAAGUAAAAUAGUUCGCGAUCUGUUUUAAAUGUAAUCAAUUUCUUAUAUUAAAGAAUUCUGACUAUAGAUCAAGCAGUAUGAUAUAGAAUGAGGUUGAUAAAACUUAAACCAUCCAAAAAUCCCUUAGGAUGUGAGAUUUAUUCGUGUUAAACAUAGAUGUUAUAUUUUAUAAAUUGUAUA